Molecule: messenger RNA, 1665 nt
Organism: Prorocentrum cordatum
Lineage: Eukaryota; Dinophyceae; Prorocentrales; Prorocentraceae
Source: the annotation of a GenBank genome assembly
AUGCCAUUCUUCCUGCCAUACCAUGUCCUGUUCAUCUGCUUCGAGAUCCUGUGCCCCGCGUUCAGCACCAGUGUGCGGCAGGAUCCUCAAGAAAGGGCCGCCUUCCUGGCAUGCCUUGUGCCGGGCUCCGUGAUCCUGGUGCCGACGCUUAUGGGCUAUUUCGACGAGGCCAAAAUGGCCACGUACGCCGUGCUAGUUGCGUGGGCGAGCGAGGUAGAUGUCGUAGCCGAAGAGCCGGCCGUGGGUCUCAGGCCGCCUCCGACCCGCCCCCCGCUGUCGGCGAUGUUCUCCUCGCGCGCGGCCCUCGCGCCCAGGUGGCUGUACCGCGGCGCGAAGUCGGCCGCGCGCAGCCGCUCCGAGUCCACGGUGGGCAACGUGGCCGACGUGGUGAGCGGGAUCCUGGGGGACGUGAGGCAGGGCGGCAACGCUGCGCUCGACAAGUACUGCACCAAGUUCGACCGGGUGCCGCACAAGCGCCUGGCCGAGGCCGACGUGGAGGAGUGCCUCCGGAUGUGCACCGCGCAGGAGCUUCUCGACAUCAAGUACGCGCAGGCCAACAUCGCUCGAUUCGCCAAGAUCCAGCGCGACUCGAUGAAGGACGUGGAGGUGGAGACCCAGCCCGGCGUCAUCCUCGGGCACAAGCACAUCCCCAUCAAGAACGUCGGCUGCUACGUGCCCGGGGGCAAGUUCCCCAUGAUCGCCUCGGCGCACAUGUCCGUGCUCACGGCCAAGACGGCGGGCUGCGACCGCGUGAUCGCCUGCACGGCGCCCAUGCCCGGCGGAGAGCCCGGCCGCAUGCCGCACACCACCAUCGCGGCCAUGCACCACGCGGGCGCGGACGAGAUCUACCUCAUGGGCGGUGCGCAGGCCAUCGGCGCCAUGGCCUUCGGUACUGAGACCAUCCAGCCCGUCGACUUCAUCGCAGGGCCCGGCAACGCCUUCGUCGCGGAGGCGAAGAAGCAGGUCUUCGGCAGGGUCGGCAUCGACCUGAUCGCAGGCCCCACCGAGACGCUGCUGCUGUGCGACGACUCCGUGGACGCCGAGAUCACAGCUGCCGACCUCCUGGGCCAGGCCGAGCACGGCUACAACACCCCCGCGAUCCUCGUCACGACGUCCGAAAAGCUCGCGCAGGAGACGAUUGCCAGGGUCGAUGCGGAGCUGGAGCGCAUUCCCACCGCAGAUACGGCCGGCGUGUCGUGGAAGGACUACGGAGAGGUCAUCGUGGUUGACGACGACAAAGAGAUGCUGGAGGUCGCCGAGGAGAUCGCUGGGGAGCACGUGCAGGUUAUGCACAGGGAUUGGGCCUUCUUCAAGCACAAUCUCAGGAACUUCGGCGGGCUCUUCCUUGGCGUAGAGACCAAUGUCGCCUACGGCGAUAAGGUCAUAGGCACCAACCACACGCUGCCGACACAGACUGCCGGCAGGUACACGGGCGGCCUUUGGGUCGGCAAGUUCAUCUCGACCCACACCUACCAGCACAUCUCCAGGGAGGCCUCGGUGGAGAUUGGGGACUACUGCUCCCGCCUCUGCGGCUACGAGAACUUCGCGGGGCACAAGGAGCAAGCCGAUGUGCGGCUCCGCCGCUGGAAGCCCGGCUACGACACCAAGUACUACGAGGGCUCUCAUAACCAGACCCUGCUCAGCCGACCGACGGGCGGCGCGUGA